GAGGUCGAUACUGAGGCACUUACUAAAGCCGGCCAAGUCCCCGGUCCCACUGCACUGGAAAAAGGAAAACCCACCCACGAUAGAAGAAUGGACACGCAGAGUAGAAGACAUCAGGAUAGCAGAGGCAAAAAUAGCAGAUUCCCAAGGGAGAAGCGACAAACAUGUGGAAAGGUGGACACCCUGGAUACUACACAGCACUUAAGUGGAGAUGGAAGAUGA
Molecule: messenger RNA, 219 nt
Organism: Pelobates cultripes (western spadefoot toad)
Lineage: Eukaryota; Metazoa; Chordata; Amphibia; Anura; Pelobatidae
Source: the annotation of a GenBank genome assembly